Exophiala aquamarina CBS 119918 is the source of this 1257-nucleotide messenger RNA. RefSeq lists its product as uncharacterized. The record is from RefSeq and is a predicted model, not a curated record. NCBI's taxonomy places the organism in Eukaryota, Fungi, Ascomycota, Eurotiomycetes, Chaetothyriales, Herpotrichiellaceae. Gene Ontology annotation, molecular function: hydrolase activity. The transcript has a single exon. The coding region runs from base 1 to 1257 and encodes 418 amino acids.
AUGGCAUAUACACAUCAAGACUCGUCACCAGACUCGACCGACCCAACAACCCUCCCACCACUCCGACUCCCACCAGGUGUCACCUCACGGUUCGUGGAUACCACCCCGCAGAGCCUUGUCUUCCACAUUCUCGAGUCACUUCCCUCAAACCUUCCGCCAUCAGGGCCCAAGCCCCAACUCAUCCUCCUGGUCCACGGAUUCCCCGAACUGGCCUAUUCCUGGCGGAAGAUCCUGCCGCGGCUGUCCUCACAAGGCUACCAUGCCGUUGCCUUCGACCAGCGAGGCUAUGGACGUACCUUCUCGCCCCGUCCUCUCGAAGCCAGUUCAUUCCGCCCGCUGAAUCUGAUCAAGGACACCGUGACGCUUGUCCAGGCACUGGGAUACUCCUCCGUCAGCGCCAUCGUCGGACAUGACUUCGGCGCCGUGACCGCGAGCCUGAGCGCCCUGGCGCGUCCCGACCUAUUCCAAUCACUAGUCAUGAUGUCGCACCCGACCAAAGGCGUCGCCAGCUCCAUCCCCUUCUCCGCCUCCCCUUCCUACGGCGAACCCUCUGCACCUCCGCCUCCCCGCACAGACAUUCAACGCGCCCUCUCCGAACUUCCACGGCCCAGGAAACACUACAAGUGGUACUACUGCACCGCGCCGGCGAACGACGAGAUGACCAACCCAACAGGGCCACCCCUACACGCCUUCCUCCGCGGCUACUUCCACCUGAAGUCCGCCGACUGGGACGGCAACUCGCCGCACGCAUUGACCGGCUGGACCGCGCCCGAACUGGCCAAGAUGCCACGGUAUUACAUCAUGGACCGAGAUGACAGCAUGCGGGAAGCGGUUGCGCGCGACAUGGCCGACGAGAACCCACAGCAGGUCUUGGAACGUGCACAGCGCUGGCUCCCCGACGCCGAGCUGGCCGUCUACGCGGACGAAUGGGGCCGCACCAGCUUCCGUGGCGGCUUGAACUGGUACGGCGUGCAGACGCAGCCGGAGAUCGCGAGCGACGGGAUUGUGUGGGCGGGCGCGAAGAUCAGCGUACCGACCGUCUUUGUCGCUGGCAAGAGCGAUUGGGGCACCUACCAGGAGCCCGGGGCGGUGGAGGCCAUGGAAGAUGGGAAGAGUGUCGGGAACAGCUUCUAUCGCGGCACGGAACUGAUCGAGGGCGCAGGCCACUGGGUCAAUCAGGAACAACCUGAGAAGUGCGUUGAUCUCAUCUUGAAGCUUGCCAGGGAAGCUGAGGGCGCGACUAAGCACAUGCUCUAG